CAAUUUCCCCCCCCCUCCCCGCCGCCCGAUCCGCCCCCGAAGUAACUCCUGGAGGAUCGGAGCGCGGCGGGAGGAGCUUGCGGAGGAGGGACCCCCCCGGCCAACACUUCUGGUCUAAUGGACAGUCAGUCCAUUAUCACCCAGGUUAGCAAGGAAGAGGUGAACACCCCUCUGCAGGAGAAAGGUGCUCACAGCCCAUCGCCGUCCAAGAAGCCCCGGAACCGCAGCAUCUUCCAGUCCCUGUUCUGCUGCCUCUGCCAUGACGCCUCGGACCCCGUCCCGGUCAACAACAACGCGCCCCUGCUGGUGGAGGAGAACGGCGUCGUGCCCAAGGCCGCUGUCAAGUACCUGUUGCCCGAGAUCAAAGCCCAGGACGCCAGCAAGCUGUGUGUGGUCAUCGACCUGGACGAGACGCUGGUGCACAGCUCCUUCAAGCCCGUGAACAACGCCGACUUCAUCAUUCCUGUCGAGAUUGAUGGCAUCAUGCACCAGGUGUACGUGCUGAAACGCCCGUACGUGGACGAGUUCCUGCGGCGCAUGGGCGAGCUCUUCGAGUGCGUGCUCUUCACCGCCAGCCUGGCCAAGUACGCGGAUCCCGUGGCUGACCUGCUGGACAAAUGGGGAGCUUUCCGUGCCCGCCUCUUCCGCGAGUCCUGCGUCUUCCACCGCGGCAACUACGUCAAGGACCUGAGCCGCCUAGGCCGGGACCUGAGCCGCAUCAUCAUCGUGGACAACUCCCCGGCUUCCUACAUCUUCCACCCCGACAACGCGGUGCCGGUGGCAUCGUGGUUCGAUAACAUGGCCGACACGGAGCUCCUGGACCUGCUGCCUUUCUUUGAGGGACUCAGCAAAGUGGACGACGUUUAUACAGUGCUAAAGCAGCACCGGACUAGCAGCUAGUGACCCGGGGCCGGGCGAGAUUCCCCACUCCUCCCUCUGCCGGCUGCCCCACUGAUCUACCCACAAGCCCCAGCGCCAGCCUGCAGCUUCUCCGGGGCGCGGAGCGGAGGCUGCGACAGGCGGCGGAGGGGCUGGGCGGGGAGCCUAGCGUGGGGCUCACACCCGCCAGGCAUGGGGGAGACGCCCGGCCGCAUCACUCAAAACCAGCCACAAACCUGGACUUUUGUCGUCACGUAACGGUUCUUCUCCUGGAAACUGGGGAGGGCUGGAGAACCACGGCCCGGUCCCCUCUGAUUGGCCUGGGGGGUCCAGAACCACGGCCCGGUCCCCUCUGAUUGGCCUGAGGGGUCCAGAACCACGGCCCGGUCCCCUCUGAUUGGCCUGGGGGGGCUCAGGACCACGGCCUGGUCCCCUCAGCUGGGCCGGGGGGUUCACAGAACCGCGCCCCAGCCCCAUCUCGCUUGCCGUGGAGGUGGGAGAGGCAGGGGGGGUUGGUCCCAGGAACCCGGUCCAGAGAUGCUUAGCCAUGGAGGGCAGAGACCCCGUCACCCCCCGGUGCAGGGUGCAAAGUGCCCCCAGGAGGUGGGUGGGGGCAUUUUUGCCUGCUUUGCCCGGAUGGGAACGACUCCCCCAGCUGUGGGUGAAGGGAAUUUGGGGGGCCUGUGACCCACACGAUAGCUGGGUCCCAGAUCCUGCCCCCUCCAGAAGGCUCUGGGCUCCUGUUACCCACUGGUGGGGUGCAGGCCCCGUUCCAGGGGGAUCCUGCAGGGAAGAGGGGGCAGGAGGAUCAGUGCCAAGCGCUGGGGCCUGGAGGGGUGUUGGUUGCGAGGGCGGGCGCUGAGCAGAGGGGAUCGGCUCCCCCAGCAGGGCUGAGAGAGGAAGGACAUGGAGAGAGACUGGGGGGGAGAAGCCAGAGGGACUCACAGAGACUGGGCUAGUGGAAGGGAGGCGGGGCUAGCGGAAAGAAGGCGGGGCUAGCAGAAAGGAGGCGGGACUAGUGGAAGGGAGGCAGAGAGUCUGAGCUGAGCUGAGCGGAGCUGCUGGAGUAGCCUGGGGGGGGGGGCAGGGGGGAGGGCAGCUAAGUCCCCCCAGGCUCCAGGCAUAAGGGGACAGGGAUGGGCACUAAGGUGAGAAUUCCUGGGCGGCUGUUAAACCUUUCCCUGCUGGUUAUAUGGAGGGUGCCUGCCCCCCCCCCCCCCCCAAACGGUUCUUACUUCCCCAUCGCCUCUGGGCCUCACGGGGAAAUCAGAUUUCUAGGUGCCUUGGGACUGGGGGCCAUUGACCCCCUGGGCCAGUGCCGCUUGGCUUAUGCAAAUGUCGCCUUUCCCUGCAGUGCAUUGUGGGGCUUUAACCCCCCCACCCCGAGGAACUGCCAUUACGGCUGUCAGAAGCCAUCAAGGUGCCCCCGUGCUGUGGUUGGUUAGAGCAGGGAGUGGGCUGGGCCGUUGGGUUGAGCCCACCCCAGCCCUGGACAGGGUGAAGGGGGACAGUGGGAUCGCCCCAGGGGGGUCUCAGCUGGCCAUGGUUGGCAGCAGCUCUCCUGCCGGCCCGUGAGCUUCCUGGUGGCUCGGGGCUGCUGCAUUCCCAGCAGAUGAGGUGGGAGGGUGCAGUGACACCAGCAAAGAGCAACUCCACAGGCCUGCUUUAGAGAGACACCACCAGUGCCUGGAAGGAUGCCCCAUCCCCUUAACUCUGCCCUUCCCCAGGAAGCCGGGCCUGCAGAGAAACAAGCAGCAUCUCUGACUGCAGCUGUGGGGGGGGGGGGGGGGGGCUCCUUCCUCUGGGAUCACGUCUAUGUCUCCUUCUCUUUAGUGCCUUCAGCCCUCCCUGCUGCUUUCCAAACGGUUGGGGGGGGGGGCAGAUUCCCGGGCCUUGGGACUGGCUCAAACCUCUGCCUUCUCACUGUGUUCA
Malaclemys terrapin pileata is the source of this 2811-nucleotide messenger RNA. It is a transcript of the gene CTDSP1, whose product is annotated as CTD small phosphatase 1. The record is from RefSeq and is a predicted model, not a curated record. The transcript is spliced from 7 exons. Gene Ontology annotation, molecular function: RNA polymerase II CTD heptapeptide repeat phosphatase activity. NCBI's taxonomy places the organism in Eukaryota, Metazoa, Chordata, Testudines, Emydidae. The coding region runs from base 118 to 900 and encodes 260 amino acids.